This is a messenger RNA of Synchiropus splendidus (mandarinfish), 1305 nucleotides long. RefSeq names its product membrane-spanning 4-domains subfamily A member 3-like. The record is from RefSeq and is a predicted model, not a curated record. Gene Ontology annotation, cellular component: membrane. NCBI's taxonomy places the organism in Eukaryota, Metazoa, Chordata, Actinopteri, Syngnathiformes, Callionymidae. The coding region runs from base 231 to 1016 and encodes 261 amino acids. The transcript has 7 exons.
GUCAAUUCCUUUCAACAAUUUCGAUAUUCUGAUCAUUGGGCUGCCUUGUGAAGACCUGUCCUCUAUUCACCAAGGUAGUGAAAUAGUUAAUACAUGCUGUCGUCACUUCACAGAGGAGGAGGCGGAUCCAUCCAGUAAAGGGAAGGCUCCAGCCUCUCACCCAGCAAGUGCGCACUUAGUCUGAACAUUAGAUUCUCGGUGUCUCGCCUCAGCUCCUUGGGGUCAGCAGGAUGUCCAUCACCAUGUCCAAGGCAGAGGGGGUCACAGUGGUCACUGUGGCAGCCGACCCAAACAGCAGUUUACCCCCAAUCUGCCAAAUUCUGAAGAACCUGUGCUACAGCCCUGUGUGCUGUUCUGUGUCUGAGAGCCUGAGGAGACUCCAGCGAGGUUCUCUGUCCGCACUGGGGGCUUUGCAGAUCCUGCUUGGUUUGCUCAACAUUGGUCUCGGAACCAUCUUGAUUUGCAGCGGUGGUGGCUCCUGGUGGCAGAUGGAUGCAACUGGAUUCCCCUAUUGGCUCGGAGGAUUGUUCAUUCUCUUUGGAAUCUUUUGCAUUCUGUCGGAGCGAUUCCCAAGUCCCUGCCUGGUCACCAUCACAGUGAUUCUGAAUCUGUGUGGAAUUGCUUUUGCGAUCACAGCCAUAGUUCUCUACAGCAUCAACAUCGCACACAUUAGAUUUUGGUGGUUGUGUCGUGAUCGUGACUACUGGGACGACAGGUCAGAAAAUGUGACACCAACUCCAGCCAGUCGGCAGAAGGAGAACUGUCUUCAGGCAAAGUCUAUGAUGAUUGCAGCUAUGCAGGGUAUCAACUCUUUGCUGAUCAUCCUGUCGGCUCUUCAGCUGUGUCUGUCCAUCAGCUCGUCUGUGCUGGGCAUCAAGGCUCUGAAGAAGAGACAGGAUCCAGUGGAAAAGGCUAAUCUUGAUCCAGAGAUUUACAGUCCACUUUUGAAGGGUGAGGAUGACGCCUCCUCUGAAGAGGAAAAGACGAGCUGCCCUUCUGCCUAUGCUGCUUUAUGAAUCACUAUUCAGGCUUCAGCCGUUCUCCCUCAUUUAUCCUAAAUCACCAUAAGACUUGUGGGAAAAUCAUUUUUAAACACUUCACGUCCACAUAACUUCUGAUUUUUUUCUUCUGCUUGUGGCUGUAAUGUGCCUUAUAACCAAUGUGUCUUGGCAGAAAAGAUCAUCUGCUUGGGAGCACUGCAACCUUGGCUCUCAUCACAACAGUGAUAUUCACACUUCUUUUAAAUGGCUUGUGUGGAAUAUAUAUUGUCUCUUUUAUGAAAGAUAAUAAACCUCUUUGAUUUUU